Messenger RNA from Colossoma macropomum (tambaqui), 1407 nucleotides. RefSeq names its product actin-related protein 2/3 complex subunit 2-A-like. The transcript has 10 exons. The record is from RefSeq and is a predicted model, not a curated record. Lineage: Eukaryota; Metazoa; Chordata; Actinopteri; Characiformes; Serrasalmidae. Gene Ontology annotation, molecular function: actin filament binding; structural constituent of cytoskeleton. Gene Ontology annotation, cellular component: Arp2/3 protein complex; actin cytoskeleton. Gene Ontology annotation, biological process: Arp2/3 complex-mediated actin nucleation; actin filament polymerization. Bases 167 to 1066 code for a protein of 299 amino acids.
CGGCAGCGCUGUGGGCAGCCCUGAGCUUCUGCGGGGCUUAAAGCUCAAUGCGGAAGCGCUGAGGGCAGACUGGUAGCUGUUCCAGCGUUUAGGGGCCAAAAUAAAACAUUUUAAAUCAUCGUUUUUUUAAUUUUAAACCGCACUUUAGCAUUUACUCCCAUCCGCCAUGAUUCUGCUGGAGAUAAACAACCGGAUCAUUGAGGAAACCCUGACGCUGAAGUUCGAGAGCGCGGCCAGCGGGAACAAGCCUGAAGUGGUAGAAGUUACGUUUGCAGAUUUCGACGGUGUGCUCUACCACAUCUCAAAUCCCAAUGGGGACAAGACAAAGGUGAUGGUCAGCAUCUCCCUCAAGUUCUACAAGGAGCUGCAGGAGCAUGGGACCGACGAGCUGCUGAAGAGGGUGUACGGAAACUUCCUCGUUCCAGCAGAAGAUGGUUACAACGUCUCUCUGCUCUUUGACUUGGAGUCGCUGCCAGCCAACCGAGAGGAAAUGAUCCACCAGGCUGGCAUGCUGAAGAGGAACUGCUUUGCUUCUGUGUUUGAGAAAUACUUCAAGUUCCAGGAGGAAGGGCGCGAGGGCGAGCAGAGGGCUGUCGUCCAUUACAGAGAUGACGAGUCCAUGUACGUGGAGGCGAAGAAGGAUCGUGUGACGGUGGUGUUCAGCACGGUCUUUAAGGACGACGAUGAUGUCAUCAUAGGGAAAGUGUUCAUGCAGGAGUUUAAAGAGGGUCGGCGUGCCAGUCAUACAGCUCCUCAGGUGCUGUUUAACCACAGAGAGCCUCCUCUGGAGCUGAAGGACACGGACGCUGCAGUCGGAGACAACAUCGGCUACAUCACCUUCGUGCUGUUCCCUCGUCAUACGAACGCCAACGCCAGAGACAACACCAUCAACCUCAUCCACACCUUCAGGGACUACCUGCAUUACCACAUAAAGUGCUCCAAGGCCUACAUCCACACCCGCAUGAGAGCCAAAACCUCCGACUUCCUGAAGGUUCUGAACCGCGCUCGUCCAGACGCCGAAAAGAAAGAGAUGAAGACGAUCUCGGGCAAGACCUUUACUCGCUAACGUGACGCAGUGACCAAACAGACCUACAGGACCACGUUGAGACCAACCAGCACAGCCCCAGUGCUCAGCGGAUGACGACAUGCUGUGCAGCGCUUCAGUGUCUCCGUCAAAAAAGUCUGCAGAUCCACCAGUGGACAACAAGAAAUUCCUUUCAGUAGUCAUUUUUGAUACAAUAAUGUCUCUCAUUAAAUUGGACAUUUGGUACUUUUGCCUUCUCUUCGUCGUCUGAUGUGUUGUCUGAGUAACGUUUAUGCAGUAUUACACCUCCGUGUCUCUCACCAUGUCUGUCGCACCAGUCUGGAAUCAUGAAACGGUUGUGAAUAAACAAGUCUUGUAGAAAA